Messenger RNA from Portunus trituberculatus (swimming crab), 1591 nucleotides. RefSeq lists its product as uncharacterized. The transcript has 7 exons. Lineage: Eukaryota; Metazoa; Arthropoda; Malacostraca; Decapoda; Portunidae. Bases 278 to 1591 code for a protein of 437 amino acids. The record is from RefSeq and is a predicted model, not a curated record.
UCCUGUCGGGUGGUUGGCUGGAGGAGGCGUGCACGAGAGACGGCACUCCUCGCACCGCCAGGGUUCUGAGAGCACCUCCUUACCUACGCCUCGGCGGCACCACCACCACCACUAUCAUCAUCUCCAAGCGACCAGGUUGGCUUGUCCCGCCACCUACCAGGAUCCAGGGAUUACCGGCGUAUUCAGCAUGAAGGUGUGCUGAUGGGUGAGGAACUAGGUCGUUCUUUAUAGACGUGAAGCACGGUGAAGGGUUGGAUGCUUAGAAGCCACGGCAAACAUGGGUGAGGGCUCUAGGCGGGGCUCCGUGACGGAUCUGUUACAGUACAGCGUUGACCUUUACGUCCCGCCCAGCCCACGCCAUCACCCUCCCCCAGACCCAGACUGCUGGGGCGACUCUGGCCGAGCCUCAAAACAUGAGAAGAACAAUCCUGCUGACGCUAUCCGAAGCAAUCCUGCCAGUGUAAGCAACAUCGUAAAAACGGCACAGAGUCAGGCGACGGGCCAGCGGGAUGAAAAACUUAAAGCUGGAGAUCAAACACAAAAUUCCUCAAGGAUUUCUGAAGUGAAGGUCAGUGCGCACAGCAAAGCGGACAGAGAGGUGAAGGCAGCGAAGGAGAAAAGUAAACCUGGCAUUAAACCGCGCAAACCUAAACCAGGAUCUGGCCCUGAUCAGACGAAACUUCGAGGAGCAGCUACAGAGAAAGGCCGAUCCGGAGCCAAGUCUGACAAAACAAGUCUGCUGGGACACAAAGCAGCUGGUAAAAGCGUCCAAGGCCCCGUCGAAGACAGUUCUCUCCCUGUACCGUCCAAACCUCGCCGUGAUGCGAUGACCGGCUGUUCGGGCGCCUACCAACACGCAGUGAAGGCAGUGCGCGGUGCCUCGCCCGAGGGAAGCGUGGUGAUGCUUGGUCCGGUGGGUGAACAAGAGAGCGCCCCAUCCCCUAACUUGGCGCAGAAUCAAAAUGUUAACAAACUAUCAUUUACCAUAGCGAUGGCAGCGACGAAAAUGAAAUCCCUGUGCCUCCGCGCCUCUCCGAGGGCUGGACACAUGCAGGGGUCGAUCAGCAUCCGGGAAGACGCCGAGAAUAGCAGUGCAUCUCUGACCCCUUCUUCACUGCAAAGCACCAAAAAAAGUCAAAAGCAGCGGCCUGGAAGAAAGGUGUUCGAGGACGCGUAUGUCAUCACCUGGAGCCAGCCGGUCCUGCACGCCGACCAGGCUGACUUCCGCAUCACUUUCAAUAAACCAAAGAAGGUGUGUUUCAUUGAAAUGUUGGAGAGCCCUGAGCCUCCCUCAGCAAGCACCGUGACGUCGCUCGCCCUGACACAGGCGCGUGUGCUGAGGGUGAGGCAGACGCGGCGCCGCAGUGUGGGACCAGAGAUAGUGAUACCAGCCCCAGAGUCAGAGGAGCGGGACACAACUGCAGUGGAGUGGAUGGAGUGGAGGCAAACCCAUGAUCGAGUGGAGCAGGGUAUUUCAUGCUUCUAUACUUCUUUGCGGAAAGCUGAAUUUUUUCACAUCCUUGAAGCAUCUUCUCAUCUUCAACAUUUUACUAUGACAUUUUAUACUUCUACUAGUGACUUCAUCUCUUAG